This is a messenger RNA of Grus americana (Whooping crane), 978 nucleotides long. It is a transcript of the gene PSENEN, whose product is annotated as presenilin enhancer, gamma-secretase subunit. The coding region runs from base 87 to 392 and encodes 101 amino acids. The record is from RefSeq and is a predicted model, not a curated record. Gene Ontology annotation, biological process: Notch receptor processing. Gene Ontology annotation, cellular component: gamma-secretase complex. Lineage: Eukaryota; Metazoa; Chordata; Aves; Gruiformes; Gruidae. The transcript is spliced from 5 exons.
CGUUCCUAUUGGCGGAGCUGCCGCUCCCGGCGUGCUUCGCGGCGGGGGCGGAACCGGAAGUGCGAGCGUCUGCGGAGGGAGCCGAGAUGAACCUGGAGCGCGUCUCCAACGAGGACAAGCUGGAGCUCUGCCGCAAGUACUACCUGGGGGGUUUCGCCCUGCUGCCCUUCCUGUGGCUGGUGAACGUGCUGUGGUUCUUCCGCGAGGCCUUUGUGGCCCCCCCGUACGGGGAGCAGCCCCUGCUGCGCCGCUACGUUCGCCGCUCGGCGCUGGGGGUGGGGCUGUGGGGGGUGGGGCUGGGCGCCUGGGUGGGGGUGUUCCAGAGCCGCCGGGCGACGUGGGGGGCGCUGGGCGAUUACCUGGCCUUCACCCUGCCCCUCGGCACCCCCUGAGCCCCCCCCCCCGCGCCCCCUGGGACCCCUCCCCCUGCCCGGAGCCCCGCCCACCCUGCCCGAGGCCACGCCCACCCCGGAGCCCCGCCCCUUCAAAGCCCGGGGGGGCUGUGACUGGCCCGAAGCCCCGCCCACUACAGCCGAGGCCACGCCCCCACCCCAGAACCCCGCCCCCAAGGCUGGAGCCCCGCCCACCCUGCCUGAAGCCCCGCCCACCCUGCUCCGGAGCCACGCCCCCACCCCUCCACCAUUGGGCCACAAACAGCCUGAGGCCCCGCCCACCUCCACCCGAGGCCACGCCCCCAAUACCGGGGCUGUGGCUGGCCCGAAGCCCCGCCCACUGCCUAGAAGGCCACGCCCACCCAGCACCAAGCCCCGCCUGCUGCGCCUGGAGCCCCGCCCACCGCACCGGAGGCCCCGCCCACCCGCCUGAGGACACGCCCACCCCAAAGGGGGGAGGUGGUGAUGGAGGAGCUGUGACAUCACCUGACGCCAUGUGACAUCAUCCCACCCACCCCCCCACCGCCCCAUUUUGGGGCCGUUCCUGUGGAUUUGGGGGGCUCCCCCCUCCCCUCCUCCCCCCCCC